UAUCUCCGUAACUGUAUCCUCGUCAGUUUUUACUAAAAGCGAAAGGGGGGGGGGGUCUUAUUUAUUCCGGGAAAUUUAAUUCUGCAAUAGUCUAAUAUAUAUUGACACGUACACGUCACGUCCUUUCUGGAACAUUCUUCCAAACGGCGUGGUCAUCAAUUUGGUGCAGCAUCAAUUCUAUCCAUAUCACUUUAAAAUAUGCCCAAGACCAAAUCAAAAAGGGGGGCACCCAGAUCCACGACGUCGGACCAGUCUCAGCAUGCUCAAGCAGUACAGACAGGGCGUAAUCGCAGGACACGGAGGAGCAAUGCUGACCCCAGUGUAGCACAUGACAGAGUCCAGCCACAGAUACCUGUCGUCCAGCCUCAGAUACCUGUCUUCCAGCCCAAAGACCACUUUCAACCCCCACAGCGGGUGCAGCCUGGGGUAGAAUUAACGCCGAGUACAGCAGUGGGACUUGUUCAGGAACCUGGCACCUACAGCCGACCACAACCCUCAGCUAAUCCCAGCUUCGUUCCAGAGGCUGCUUUGUCAAGUGAAAUAAGCCGCCUUUUACACUCAUCCUUGUCAGCAAACACCAACCAAGCAUAUAUGGUGGGUAUUCAGGCAUUCAACCAUUUCCGUAGCAUUCAGGGACUACCUAACACAUGGCCACCACCGGAUGCUCACAUCAAUACAUUUAUUGCACAUUUAUCCAUACACGGUUACAAGCAAUCCACAGCUAAAGCAUACAUCUCUGCCAUUAGUUUUUAUUGCAAACUCCACUGGAAUGCGGAUCCGACUAAGCAUUUUAUAGUGCAGAAAUUGUUGCAGGGUAUGAAGCGCACAAAUUCAAUAUCGGAUGCCCGUUUACCUAUCACAUUGGGCAUUUUGGAACUAAUCAUAAAUAAACUACAGGUGGUAUGCUCUAGCACGAAUGAGACCCUUCUUUUUAAAGCAUCAUUCUCACUAGCUUUUAAUGCCUUGCUUAGGAUAGGGGAAUUUGCUUUGUCAAAGGGCAAUUCUGUGGAUCGGGUUUUACAUACUGGGGACAUUUCCCUGCACACUAACUAUUUAACAAUUCACAUUAGAUAUUCGAAAACUGACCAAUUAGGUAGGGGCACCACAUUGACAGUACAUAAGAUGACCGGAACUACUUGUCCAAUACAGGCCAUGCACGAUUAUAUUGAGGUUAGGGCACCGAAAGCGGGGCCAUUAUUUUGUCAUUACUCUGGUCAGCCUCUUACUCGUUUCCAGUUUACCUCAGUUUUGUCACGCUCGCUUAAUUUAGCGGGGAUAGACAGUAGGCACUUCAAAUCCCACUCAUUUCGUAUUGGUGCAGCAACUACACUCGCACAACAAGGCAUGUCAGCCGAAGUUAUUCAAGCGGCAGGUCGAUGGAGAUCUGUUGCAUAUCAGUCAUAUAUUCGCUAAUCUCUUAACGUUCAUAUGCCUUGGGUAUUUGCAUGCCUAACAUUCACCAAGUUUUUCAUAGGUCAAAUUAAAGUGUGGAUUGUUGGAUCCUCCAUUAUUAAGAGGGCAGCAGUGGCUACCAGAUCCAGGACAGGGAGACCAAACCUUAACGUUCCAAACACGACCAUUUGGUGGCAAGGUUACGGGGGUAUGAAUUUAUACGAGUUGGUGCCGAAACUUAAAAUAUUACAGCAGGUGCAAGAUAUUCCUGAUCUUAUCAUUGUUCAUUGUGGGGCAAACAACCUAGGCCGUACCAACCUGUGGUCACUAGUCAGACUUCUUCAGUCUACUGUACUAGAAAUAACCAAACUUUUUCCUAGUGUGAAAUUAGUGUGGUCCUCACUGCUACCUAGAUUUAGUUGGCGUUAUUCUACACAGAUACAGGCAAUGGAAAACGCCAGAGCAAGAAUUAACAGGGAGGGUAUUAGGCUAAUAGCUUCAAAGGGUGGGGCGUUCAUCAAACACACACAAUUUGAAGCUAAGCCCGUUCACCUGUAUCAUUCUGAUGGUGUGCAUCUGUCACAGCUCGGGAAUGACUUAUUUCUCAAUAAUCUACAAGGUGCCCUUGAAACCUUCAUUGGUGGCAGGGUUAAUGCGUUUCCUUAGACCUGUUUCGAUUUGCAGCAAUCUGGU
Ostrea edulis (European flat oyster) is the source of this 2085-nucleotide messenger RNA. RefSeq lists its product as uncharacterized. Lineage: Eukaryota; Metazoa; Mollusca; Bivalvia; Ostreida; Ostreidae. Gene Ontology annotation, biological process: DNA recombination; DNA integration. The record is from RefSeq and is a predicted model, not a curated record. Gene Ontology annotation, molecular function: DNA binding. The transcript has 2 exons. Bases 199 to 1413 code for a protein of 404 amino acids.